ACAACGUUUGUAGGUUAUAUCUUAUAUUAUAUGCUUGUAAUGUGUACACUGUUCAACUGCAAAGACGGGCUCUGCAAAAAUCGUCUUUACCACAAUAUUUAAACGGCAAAAUUCGUCGGAACUAAUAUCGAAUUACAGUUGAACUUCUCACCGCUGCAUGUCCCGUGAAUUUUGCACCGAGAACGAUUAUUAUAGUAUUGUAUAUUGUAACGAAUCGCAGUCACGUGUUUCAAUAUCAAUUAUGUCGUUAUUUCAUAUCUGCACGUUUGGGACUUAAAGUAUCGCAUAAUAUUAUUACCGAAAUCGUUUCUGCAUUUAGUGUAAAGGAUAAAGAAAAUUAAAUUCAGUGACAGCUGCAGCAGUGUAUAAUUGUAUACCAUGUUGUCCGAAUCGUCGUUCAGUGGCGCAAUGGAAAAACAGCCACUGCUAUCGUCGAAAAAACCCUCGAUCCGGCGUUCGCUAUUGGCGAGUUUUCUCGCUUCCGUGAUGUCUUUCGCUUCGGGAACCGUGGUCGGUGGCUGGACGGCACCGCAACAUCCCGAAACCGUCGCCGAUACCAUGUUCAUGAUGGAAACCAUGGACCAGACGUCGUGGGUCGUAUCCAUAUACCUGAUCGGCGCCCUCGUGGGCGCGCUCCCGGCUGGCGGGUUAUCGCGAACCUUCGGACGCAAGAAGUUUCUUCUUUCGCUUGCGAUUCCUAUGACGGUUGGAUGGCUGUUAAUCAUGUUCUUCGUGAAUGACGUGUAUUUGAUUCUAUUGGGACGUUUCCUCUGCGGACUGUCGCUGGGCGCCGUCACUGUGGCGGUGCCGCUGUACAACUACGACGUGGCGCCGGACGUGUGUCGCGGUCGCGGUGGCGUGUUCCUCGACUUCAUGCUGUGCGUGGGCAUCCUGUACUCGUACGUGGCCAGUUCCUUGCUGGGCCUGUUCAUGUUCGCGUUCACCUGCGCCGUCUUUCCGCUCGUGUUUUGCGCCCUUUUCUGGCGCAUGCCCGAAUCGCCGUUGUUCCUGUACAGCAGAGGGCGCUUCGUGGACGCCAAAGCAGCCCUAAUAUGGUUGUACGGAGACGACUUCGACGUUAGUGUGGCGUUCGAUGAGUUCGCGAAAUUGCAGACCGAAGACGAUGCGCUUCCAGUCGAGAAGAACUUGCAACCGGCCGGAAGAAAGCGAGCUUUCGUGAAGGCGGUCGUCCUGUCGUUGGGGUUGGCUACCACGCAGAGGCUGUCCGGUGCAGGAGCCAUUAUACAGUACACGUCAAAACUUUUCAGCAUAUCCGGUUCGUCAGUGGCGCCGAAUACGGCAUCGAUAAUAACCGGAAUUUUCCAGCUCAUCGGUUCGGGCAUCACCAUUUUCCUCAUCGACCGGGUGGGCCGCCGAAGACUUCUCCUCCUCUCGUCGUCAGUUGUAGUGGCAUGCUUGUCCAUGUUGACUAUGUACUUCUAUUUCUUGAACAAAGGCAUGUUGGAGAACUCCCUGAAAAUACUGCCCAUAAUCAUAGUCUGUACGUUCAUCUCGUUCUUCAGGCUCGGUUUGGGACCGAUACCAUGGUUCAUUACCACCGAGCUGAUCGGAGCCGAUCACUCAAAUCGCGCGCAGUCCUGCAUAGUAUCGUACUCUUGGAUAUUGUCGUUCGUAGUGAUGAAGACGUUUGUCACACUGGUCGACGACUGGCCCGUGGCUUUGUGGCUGGGCUACACAAUCAUAUCGGUUGUCGGGUAUCUCUUUAUUUUGUUUUUCAUACCCGAGACCAACAACAAGAAUGCUGAUGAAAUCCGUCUGUCACUAGCAAAAACCUAUCAAAUCAAUUCGUCCUGAUUAUUUUGUAUUAACAAAAAUUAAAAACUUUAAUUUAUAAUUUAAUAUUUGUGUACGUAUUUUUAUUUUAACUAUUCAUUAUUAUUCUAAAUAAUGCAUACAUGAUUUUUUUGUACGUUGUAUGAUAUUAAUAUGUGAUUAAGUUGUACUUUUAUAUUUUUUAGGUGUGUGCUUCGUCAUAGAUGAAUUAUUAUAGUUGAUUAAAUUAUUAUAUUAUA
Molecule: messenger RNA, 2033 nt
Organism: Rhopalosiphum padi (bird cherry-oat aphid)
Lineage: Eukaryota; Metazoa; Arthropoda; Insecta; Hemiptera; Aphididae
Product: facilitated trehalose transporter Tret1-like
Exons: 8
Coding region: 379-1815 (478 amino acids)
Biological process (GO): transmembrane transport
Cellular component (GO): membrane
Molecular function (GO): transmembrane transporter activity
Source: RefSeq, a predicted model, not a curated record